AACAAAGGGUUUCCACAUGUCGGAGCCAUCAGCAUUGCAUAAGAGGGCAACCGUGAGGCGAUCCUUACACCCGCGACCACCAGAAAGUGUCUCGGCGACAUAGGUUCGGCGCGAGAGGUGCGCUAGAAAGAGUGUGGUCUCGUCAAAGUUGUAGCAGUCCCACGGCGCAACCCCAAGUAGUAGGAGCAAGAUCGGAAGCACGACGCGGCAGUGGUUCACGGUGUCCAUGUCGGCAGAUUCGGCUUCGCCUUUGCGUGUGAGGCACCGUAACUUGCCCAUUCGACCAAGGGCACGCGUAAUCCAACCGUAGGAGGCGCGAAAUUCUGGAUAGCUGUUAGCUCUCUCCGCCAUUACACUCGCCUUAUGUAAAAUGUUUUCCAUUGGAAGGUUCUCGUGGGACAGAUGCACCGACGCAGAUACACCGCGCAAGCGCCCACGAUCCGCGAACCCUGAAACGCUCGAUCUGCAACCACCAUCCCCUUCCCCCAGCAUCCCCUCCCCCAGCAUCCCCUCCCCCAGCAUCCCCUCGCCCAGCAUCCCCUUCCCCAGCAACCCCUCCCCCAGCAUCCCCUCCCCCAGCAUCCCCUCCCCCAGCAUCCUCUCCCCCAGCAUCCCCUCCCCCAGCAUCCCCUCCCCCAGCAUCCCCUCCCCCAGCAUCCCCUCCCCCAUCAUCCCCUCCCCCAGCAUCCCCUCCCCCAGCAUCCCCUCCCCCAGCAUCCCCUUCCCCAGCAUCCCCUCCCCCAGCAUCCCUCCGCCCAUCAUCCCCCCGCCCCUCACCCCCCCGCCCGACAUCCCCUCGUCCGACAUCCCCUCGCCCGACAUCCCCUCGCCCGACAUCCCCUUGCCCGGCAUCCCCUCCCCCGGCAUCCCCUCCCCCGACAUCCCCUUCCCCCGCAUCCCCUUCCCCAGCAUCCCCUCCCCCAGCAUCCCCUCCCCCAGCAUCCCCUCCCCCAGCAUCCCUUCCCCCAGCAUCCCCUCGCCCGUCAUCCCCUCGCCCGACAUCCCCUCGCCCGACAUCCCCUCGCCCGGCAUCCCCUCCCCCGGCAUCCCCUCCCCCGACAUCCCCUUCCCCCGCAUCCCCUUCCCCAGCAUCCCCUCCCCCAGCAUCCCCUUCCCCAGCAUCCCCUCUUCCAGCAUCCCCUCCCCCAGGGGCUUACUCAAACGACAACUCUCUCCCUCCAUGGCAGCCCCCCUGCCUCCCAGCCUCUCUGCAUGCCUCUUCUACCUCUGUUUCACUUUCGCAGGUUGCUCAUUCACCACGCCCUAGCGCCAGCAACAUACCUCUCACCUGGACUCAUGCUUCUCGAGACGAGCACAUGAAAUGGGUAGCCUGCUGGUUGCUUUUGUGACUGCACCAGUAGGGCAGCAAGUAAGCUACAUGCAGAUGCAUAGAAUAUCCAGGGGAACGGUAAAGUUUAUUUGACUUGCCUUGAUCCUGCCACGGUAUUAUCUCCAGAUUUGAAUCCAUC
Messenger RNA from Closterium sp. NIES-67, 1469 nucleotides. The record is from the annotation of a GenBank genome assembly. NCBI's taxonomy places the organism in Eukaryota, Viridiplantae, Streptophyta, Zygnematophyceae, Desmidiales, Closteriaceae.